This is a messenger RNA of Entrophospora sp. SA101, 1467 nucleotides long. NCBI's taxonomy places the organism in Eukaryota, Fungi, Glomeromycota, Glomeromycetes, Entrophosporales, Entrophosporaceae. The record is from the annotation of a GenBank genome assembly.
AUGUCCCAGAUACUCAUUUUACUAUUACUAUUACAAAAAGAUCUAGAAGACUUAAUAUGGGGCUCAAAUAAACCUCAAACUCAAACAAUUGCUUCAAAGUCUUUAAACGACUUAAAGGCCACCCCAAAACUAUCAACCACUUCCUCCUCAACAACAACUACGUCAACAUCAGCCACCCUACCAAUUUUUAAGACUGUGUGCUCUACUCCUUCAACUAAACCAACUCAUCGUUCUACCAAUUCCAUAAUAGAUCAAUUUGAUCUAUUAUUAGGAAAUUCUAACAAAUCUAAUCCUCCUCUUCCUUCUGUUGAUUCCGCAAACAAUUUAAUAAAUCAAAUAAUUUCACAUAAUUUACCACCAAAGAACCAUAAUACUUCAAAUAAUAAUGGAACAAAUCAACGGGAUAUAGACUUAUUAACUAAUAAUCCAACAAACAUUUCAAGUAUACCUAUUUCUUAUUCUGAAAAUAAUGAUUUACUGGACCUAGGCAUUCCAUGUAAUCCCGUCAUCAUAAGUGAUAAACCACCACCAAAACCACCAAGAUCAAGAAAACCACCCUUGCCAUCUAGAUCAACUAAACCAAAUAUAGAUUUAUUGAGUGCAUCAAAACAAUUAAGAAAUUCUGAAACCAAUAAAACUAAAGGAAAUGGUUUUUUUAAAUUGGGUCAAUUUGGUGAAGCUGAAAACCAUUAUUCACUGGCAAUUAACUCUCUCCCUUCAAAUCACCUACUUCGUGUGGUCCUUCACAAUAACCGAGCUGCUGCUCGACUCAAAAAUGGAAACCAUCAUGGUUGUGUGGAGGAUUGCUCAUUGGCAAUUGAAUUGAUUGAUGACCACAUGUUACCAUUACCACCUGACAUUGACAUAAAUAUAAAAGAUCAGUAUACUAAAGCUUUAUUAAGACGUGCUUCUGCUUAUGAAGCAAUGGAAAAAUAUGAUUUUGCAAAACAUGACUAUCAAAAAAUAAUUUAUGUUGAUCCUAAUGUUGGGAAAAAUAUUAAUGAGGGCUUGAGAAGAUGUCAAAAGGCUAUUAAAAUGAUGUAUAAUGAUCCAAUAGUGGAACAAAAAACAAUGAUGCAACCAAUUGAUCCUAAUAAUCCUGCAGUGAUGAGACUACGUGACAAAGCACAAAAACAAGAGUGGGAGGAGGUUGAAAAGCUAAGAUUGAAGGAUCAAGUUGAUAAGAAACUGUUGUUAUGGAAAAGCAGCAAAGAAUCAAAUAUAAGGGCAUUGAUUAGUAGUCUUGAUUUAAUAUUAUUGCAUGACCUUGAUUGGAAAAAAAUUGGAUUGCAUGAAUUGGUUACUCCUUCACAAGUUAAAAUAAAAUACAUGAAGGCCAUUUCGAAGUUACACCCAGAUAAACUUAAUCGUUCAACUACCACUAUUGAACAAAGGCUUAUAGCCAAUGGAGUAUUUUCUGUUUUAAAUGAUGCCUGGGAUACUUUUAAAAUACAAAAUAAUUUAUAA